This is a messenger RNA of Haliotis rufescens (red abalone), 2499 nucleotides long. Its product is annotated as beta-1,3-galactosyltransferase 1-like. Lineage: Eukaryota; Metazoa; Mollusca; Gastropoda; Lepetellida; Haliotidae. Gene Ontology annotation, molecular function: hexosyltransferase activity. Gene Ontology annotation, cellular component: membrane. The coding region runs from base 158 to 1270 and encodes 370 amino acids. The transcript is spliced from 2 exons. The record is from RefSeq and is a predicted model, not a curated record.
CAUGACGGCCUAGCUGAAUAACAAAGUUCGGUUUUAAGUGGGAAUUCAUGAAUAAUCAGAUGGUCACCAUCCUGCAAGUCGAUUAGCCAAGAGUUUACUUUACUCUGCUCUCCAUAUUCCGCGAGAAAAGUUUCUUCUACAGUGACCACACCACGAAAUGAGGCUCAUUGGCAGGGUGGUUAGCUUGAUCUGUCUGGGAAGUUUCCAAAGGAGACCAUGGCAAUGGAUGCUUACUUCUUCUAUAGCAGGUGCUAUGGUCUAUGCGCUAAUCAGAGGACACUGCUCUCCAAAAACCACCCGGCCUGUAUCAAACGAAGAAGGUAAGGCACUGGAGAUCAGAUCGGAAACACUAACGGUUAGCACGACGAUGAAUGGAAACGCCUCGAGUGAAACAACUCUGCCAACCACGAUUGCUCGUCAUCGUAUAAAGGCUAUUGCUGAAGAGAGAGCUUCAAAAAGAGUCAAUGCGACUUCCCAAGUACUGGGAUAUCUCAGAAUUGCGGACAAUGAUGUUGAUGUUUGGGAUAAUUUACAUCAGUACAAAUUCUUGAUGAACUCCGACAACUGUAAGGGAUGGGCCUCCAUAGUGGUGAUGGUGCAUACUGCCCUGCACAACGUCAAGAAGCGACAGAAAAUCAGGAACACCACCAGUGUAUGUGACACUAAACAUGGAUCAGUUCUGACUGUUGUUUUCUUAGUGGGGCAAACUAACAAUGCUCCAUUACAGACAGAAGUUGCAAAAGAAUCACAGAAAUAUCAAGACAUGGUGCAAGGGAACUUCAUAGAUUCUUACCACAAUCUGACCCAUAAACACAUUAUGGGCUAUCAUUGGGUUCUCACUCACUGCCAAAAUGUAAAGUACGUCAUCAAAAUGGACGAUGAUGUCGUUAUUCAUCUUGCAAACGUGUUGAGGUACCUGUUCUCGAACCCUGUCCCUGAGGGGCAUAUUAUGUGCUUCGUUGUACCUGGGAGCGGGAAGCGAGUAACCGGAAAGUGGGCCGUUUCCAAAAAGGAGUAUCCCUUCUUCAAGUACCCUCCAUAUUGUGCAGGAUUUGCCUACAUGACAACGCUGUCAGUUAUCAGGAAUCUACACACAGCUUCCACUUACAUUAAGUCAAUAUGGAUUGAUGAUGUGUAUGCUACCGGAAUUCUAGCACUUGCAUCCAAAACUAACCUGAUAAAGUUUCCAAAAGGACAAUAUUUUAAUGGGUUGUCUAAACCACCCGGACGUUAUAAAACAGAAGGGAUGUUCGUACUGCACCGUGAUUAACUGGGAUAUUGGUAGCAUAAGGAGACCUAUGUACAGAAAAUAGCAUGUCGGUCUGCAGGUAAUGCUGGUCGGUCUAGAGGGGAUGCUGCUAGAAUAAGGAGGGUUAUGUACAGAAGGGACGUGUGUGUCUGCAGGUUAUGCUGUUAGCAUAAGGAGUAAUAUGUACAGGAGGUGGGCGUGUCAGCAUGCAGUUGCUGUUGCCAGCAUAAAGAGAGUUGUGUUCAGAUAGGGGGCGUUUCAAUCUGCAGGUGGUUUUGCUUGGAGAGUUGUGUAUUGAAAGAGGCUUGUCGGUUUGGAGAUGAUGUUGCCAGCCUAAGGAGUGUUAUGUACGUGUUUCGCUGUAGUCCUCACCAUUAUCGGAGUUAUAAUUGACCUUUUCCUUUUCCUGUUUGUUAUGAAACUUCUGAAACUGAGGUUUAUAGUUAAAAGAUGAGGAAUGGUUUGCUAAAGUUUCACCACUUUUGUUGGCAAUUUCACAUUUAGUUGUUAAUAGUGUAUUACCACCUUUGCGAUGGUGACUCCAGAUUUUGAUUCAUUGCCCUAUAUCUUUUGAAUCAUGUUCCACACCUUUGACAUGGGUAUGCGAGAAUUGAUUUUUUUAUGGGUAGUUCCUCAAGGAUUGAAUUUUGUUUCGUUUAAAAGUGCGUCUCACCUUGGCGCUUAUCAUUUUAACGUUAUUCAGGUUAUGGAAGGUAGCAUGCAGGCAGAAAUAUUUCUCAGCUUUAUAUUCUCCUAUUUUUCUAGCUUGUUUACAAUCAUCAUCAAGCCAUGGUUAACGUAUGGUUUGCAGAGGACUUAGGAAUGCUUUGUUGUUAGUAUUGAUGGAUAAUGGUCACUUCCACAAAUGUUAUUUUGACCGGCCAUUCAAACUCGCUCAAAAUAUUUGAAUCUGUAAGUGAAAGAUCAAGAGUAUGUUCCUGUGGCAGAAUGUAGAUACAUCAUUGAAGAUGCAUAAAUCAUGCUUCGGGAGCUGACCAUACAGUCUGAAUGUCUGAUUGGCGGACAGUUGAAGAAGGAAAACGAUAUAGUGAACAUAAUUGUUUAACGGACAGCAACAGUUUGAAGAGUAUUGUUGAGUGGGCUAUGGAUUAUUCCCUGCUUGACCAGGAAAGAAGAACCUCUUGUAACUCUAUCACCAGGAUGAGAAAAUGAGUGGCAACUGUACUGGCGAAUGUCAAAUUGAUCUGUGUUUUGUACAUAAGUUUUCUUGGAGAUAAAAAGCCGAUGGU